Molecule: messenger RNA, 2256 nt
Organism: Thecamonas trahens ATCC 50062
Lineage: Eukaryota; Apusomonadida; Apusomonadidae
Product: retinoblastoma-binding protein 5
Exons: 2
Coding region: 1-2256 (751 amino acids)
Cellular component (GO): Set1C/COMPASS complex
Molecular function (GO): protein binding
Source: RefSeq, a predicted model, not a curated record
AUGAGGGCCUCGGGCCGCGGUCCACAGGCACUUGCGCUUGCCACUCACUCGUCUCGACGAAUCUACGAGAGGGUGCAGAUGAACCUUGAACUGCUAAACCCGUUCGAGAACCCACUGCCCGACGCCAUCCAGCACUCGCUGCUCGACGGGUCUGCAGCAUGCGUGGGGUACAACAGGCGAGGAACACUGCUUGCUGUGGGCUGCAAUGAUGGAAAAGUUCUGGUGUACGACACUUUGACCAAGGGCAUUGUCCGCACCCUCUCUGGUCAUGUCCAGACAGUCUCCUCAGUGGCAUGGUCGCGCUCGGGCCGCAAGCUCCUCUCGACGGCUACUGAUUGGGAUCUGAUUCUGUGGGAUGUGGCUACAGGCGAGAUCGAUGCCCGCGCUCAUCUCUCGAGCAUGGUCCUGGCCGGCUCUAUGCAUCCCAAGCUCAAUCGUGUUGCGCUUGCCAUCCAGCACCUGGUGGGCCCGGUGGUCGUCACCUUUGCCCAAGGCUCGGAGAUCGACACUAGCCGCAAGUCCAGCGUCCGCGCCCUCCCGCGGCUAGCUGCUCUGGACGGAUCGGUGGUGGAAGGGCCGGCAGGUGCCGAGGUUGCCGUCUUCUCCAUUCUUGGCAAGUAUGUGUUUGGCGGCACGCCGUCGGGCGUGGUGUACCGGGUGCCGUUUGUGGGCGAGGACGGCGGUGAGAUGCCGACGCCGACGGCAGCUGACAUUGUGGUCCAGACCGGUGCCGGCGUCAAGGACAUUGUCUUUGCGCGGUCGGGCAAAUUUAUGCUGGUCAACUGUGCCGAUCGCUCGCUCCGGCUGUACGGGCUGGCGUCGGACGAUGUCGGGGUGCCUGGGUGCGACGCCAGCAGCGUCACGGCGUCCGAGUGCUUGCACCGGUUCGAGGACCUUGUCAACCGCAUCCAGUGGACGUGUGUAGCGUUCUCAAUGGACGGCGAGUACGUACUCGCGUCGUCGGCCGAGUCGUCGCAGCACAACAUCCUCGUAUGGGAUGCUAAGGACGGGACGCUGGCCAAGAACCUCGAGGGCCCCAACGAGGGCAUUCUCGCCUUUACCUGGCACCCGCUCCGGCCCAUGGUGGCAUCGACAUCGACCAAGGGCUCGGUCUUUGUCUGGGGCACCACCAUUACUGAGAAUUGGUCAGCAUACGCGCCUGACUUUGAGGAGCUGCAGGAGAACACCGAAUACAUCGAGCGCGAGGACGAGUUUGACGUGAUCGACGAGUCGGCGCGCAAGGCCGCGGCCGAGGCGCAGGCCUCGCGCGAGCACGAAGCCGGCGCCGUCGACGUCGUCACCAUCCAGCCGCUCCCGUUCGAGACUGACUCGGACAUCGAGUACCGCGACGAGGACGGCGAGCCGGAGCUCACCCACGUGCCCGUCGACCCCAUCCGAGACUCGGCACUCCGCCCUCGCAUCGAGCUGCCGACCGACGACGGCCCGCUCGAGUCGAUGCUUCUCCCGACCAUCGAGGAAGAGAAGCGCGCGGCGCUCGCUGCCGCCGCCGCCGCAGCAGCAGCAGCAGCCGUGUCCACCGCGUCGGGCUCUGUUAAGCCUGCCGCUGCCGCACCGGGCGCCAAGUCGUCACGUAAGCGCAAAGCCGAAGCGGGCAGCGAAAAGACUGGCAAGAGCUCGGCGUCCAAGAAGCGCAAGGCCAGCCGAUCGUCGGCUUCGGCCCGCUCGGGCCCGCCGCCGCUGCCGGACCCACUGCCCGAGGGCUGGGCCACCUGGUCUAAGAUGCGGCAAAAGGCGUACUGCUCGAUCGAGACCGCGCCCAACUCGUACUACUACCGCCACCUGGCGCCCGGCGAGGAGCCCAAGUCGGGCAAGUGGGACGAGGAGGAGCACAAGCUCUUCCUCGACAAGUACCGCGAGUUUGGCGCGGCAGUCACCUCGUGGGGCCUCUUCUCCCGCCACUUUCCCGGCCGCGUCGGCUAUCAAGUCCGCUCGCACUUUGUUGCCUGCAUCCGCGAGGGCAUCAUCACCGACACCUCGCUCCCGAUUGUUCGCGUCGAGCUCGAAAAGGCUGCCAAGGAGAAGGCCGCACGCGCCGCAAAGAAAGCUGCAGCCGCGGCCGCGGCCGCGGCCGCUGCUGCUGCUGAUGCUGCUGCGCCGAUGGAAGCCACCCCUCCCGUAACCGCUACCGCGGGCCCUGGUCCGGACACUGCGCCGAUGGAAGCCACCCCUCCCGCAACCGCUACCGCGGGCCCUGGUCCGGACACUGCGCCUAUGACGGUCAUCAAGCCCGAGUAG